Messenger RNA from Penicillium cataractarum, 927 nucleotides. RefSeq lists its product as uncharacterized. Gene Ontology annotation, biological process: phospholipid catabolic process. NCBI's taxonomy places the organism in Eukaryota, Fungi, Ascomycota, Eurotiomycetes, Eurotiales, Aspergillaceae. Gene Ontology annotation, molecular function: hydrolase activity, acting on ester bonds. The coding region runs from base 1 to 927 and encodes 308 amino acids. The transcript has 8 exons. The record is from RefSeq and is a predicted model, not a curated record.
AUGAAGCUCUCGGGAAGCCUUCUCCUCGCUGGAGUAUCUUUGGCCGCAGCUAUACCGUUCGAGCAUUUGUCUGAUGGCCUCGCCCACUUGGCUAAACCCGUGAAAGGAAGAUGGUUUGAACGCUUCGUAGUUGUCGUUCUAGAGAACACAAACAAGGGUGUGACUAUGGGUGACCCAUACUUCCUCAAUCUUACCCAUUGGGGCAUGCUUCUCGGCAAUUACCACGGCACAACCCAUCCUUCACAGCCUAAUUACAUCACAAUGGUCACUCAUACCGAUGCUGCUGGUGUGUAUGAUGAUAGUGAUCACAACACUACCGAGUCGAGCUUGAUUGACUUGUUUGAGCCCGCGGGGAUUACUUGGAAGGCAUACAUGGAAGGCUACAAGCCUCUUGAGAAUGGCGAGUGCAAUCCUUACACUGAAGAUUUGGAAACUCUCUAUGUUCGCAAGCAUAAUCCCUUCAUGUCCUUCGACAACAUCCGCAAUAACACUUCGCGCUGCCAAAAUAUUGUCAAUGCCGAGGCUGAAUUCGCUAAAGAUGUUGCCAAGGGCUCCAGUGCUCCGAUGUACAUGUACUAUGUGCCGAACCUGAAGAACGAUGCCCACGACACCAACAUCUCGUUUGCUGCAAAGGACUUGCAGUACGUGAUUGACACUAUGUUACUCAACACAGAGUUCAUGAAGAAGACUGCAAUUCUUAUUACCUUCGACGAGGACAACGUGUAUACCAAUGACAACUACGGCGACCCUAACUCCAUCUAUUCUUUGCUCCUGGGUAACGACACUGUUAAAUGCUAUGACUGCGUGGACCAGAAUUACUAUAACCGUUGUGACUCUGGAAAGAAACUGGAAUUUGAGUACUCUCGCUGGCGAAGGUUGGGACCAGUGGUGGCGUCCCUUCGGUAUGCUACGGACUCACUCAGAUGA